Messenger RNA from Hibiscus syriacus, 1095 nucleotides. Its product is annotated as ras-related protein RABA1f-like. Gene Ontology annotation, cellular component: endosome. The transcript is spliced from 2 exons. The coding region runs from base 244 to 897 and encodes 217 amino acids. Gene Ontology annotation, molecular function: GTP binding; GTPase activity. The record is from RefSeq and is a predicted model, not a curated record. Lineage: Eukaryota; Viridiplantae; Streptophyta; Magnoliopsida; Malvales; Malvaceae.
AAACCCAGAAUCCCAAAAAAAAAUGCCAGCUUUUACAAGUAAUUUACCCAAAUAACAAGCGAAAACAAUCGAAACAAAAACAAAGGGCGUUUCUUUCUUCCCUUUCUUGUUUUGUUUUGUUUUUGUGUUUCUUUUUAAAUAUACUUUUGUUUGUCGAUUGAAGACAGCAUCGGAGAACACAAAAACAGGGAACAGGAACAAGAGGAGAAAGAGGCGAGAGAGAGAGAGAGAGAGAGAAGAGAAAUGGGAUAUUACAGAGCUGAUGAAGAAUAUGAUUACUUGUUUAAACUGGUGUUAAUCGGGGAUUCUGGUGUUGGGAAAUCCAACCUUUUGACUAGAUUUACAAAAAACGAGUUCAGUCUCGACUCUAAGCCUACCAUUGGAGUUGAGUUUGCAACUCGCAAUAUUCAUGUCGAUAAUAAGGUUGUUAAAGCUCAGAUUUGGGACACUGCUGGCCAAGAAAGGUAUCGUGCAAUAACCAGUGCAUAUUACCGUGGGGCUCUUGGUGCUUUACUAGUCUACGACGUUACCCGUAAUUUUACAUUUGAAAGCAUAGAAAGGUGGUUGAAGGAACUCAGAGAACACACCGAUGGCAACAUUGUGAUUAUGUUGGUCGGAAACAAGUCGGACUUGCGCCACUUGCGAGCGGUUCGGACAGAGGACGGCAAGGCUUUUGCUGAGAAUGAGAACAUUUAUUUCAUGGAAACAUCUGCACUCGAGUCUCGCAAUGUUGAGAAUGCGUUCGCCGAAGUGCUGACCCAGAUGUAUCAUCUUGCUAAGAGGAACGCUCUUGAAGUUGGAGACAACUCGGCAGCUUUGCCGAAAGGCCAAACGAUCAAUGUUAGAUCGAACGACGAUGUGUCGGCCAUGAAAAAAGCCGGAUGUUGCUCGUCUUAACCGCGGGCUUUGAAAAAUUUAUGCCCGUUGUUCAUGUCUAUGUUUUCAUUUGUCAAUUUCACACAAUGCUUUAAGUGAUAAACCCAUCGUAACUGUUGCUUUUGAUGAUAUGCCAAAAUGAAAGAUAUGCUUUGAGCUUGUGAACCAUCCUCUCUCUCUUAAAAUACUUGUUCGAUACUCAUCGCAUAUAUUCGGGUA